CCUUAUGUACAACACAAAGCUACUGCAUAGAUGCAGCAGGCAUUCAGAAAGGCCAGUAGAAUAUUGGCCCUUAUUUCAAGGGAUUAGAGUGUAAGAGACCGAAGUCUUACUGCAACUGUACAAAUUGCUGGUUUCACUAUUUCAAGAACGAAAGAAAACCAAAUUCUUACAGAAGCAAUAUCCAAAACUAUUGGCCAUGGUAACGCUCAUCCAAACUUUCACAGACCAUACUGAUGACGUUAACUGUUGUGCCUUCUCUUCCACUUACCUGGCUUCCUGUUCAUUGGACCGAACAAUACGCCUUUAUUUAUUAAAGGAUUUCUCAGAGCUUCCUUUCUCGCCACUAAAAGGUCAUAGUUAUGGUGUACAUUCCUGUUGCUUUAGUUCUUGUGGGAAGUUUCUAGCUUCCAGUUCAACUGAUGGGAACACUGUGCUAUGGAAUCCCAGUUCGGGAGAGAAGUUGGCAACAUUGAAACAGCCCAGUGAAAGCCCAGUAAGGGUUUGCAAAUUCUCUGAUAAUUCCAAUUAUUUGAUAUCUGGUGCAGCUGAUGGUACUGUGGCAUUAUGGGACGUUCACAGGAAGAAACUUCGCAGGACAAGUGCUGUUGAGGAUGGAUCGGUAAUUGCUUGUGACUUUUCUCCUGGUGGAAACUACUUUGUAACUGGCUCAACCUCUGGAGAGCUGACUGUCUGGGAUUGCCAAAUGAAGUGCCUUCUAAAUAAGAAAACAGCUCAUGACUUGGGAGUCACCUGCUGUGUAUUUUCACCUCAACCAAUCAACGGUGACAUGGAUAAUUCAGAAUCACAUUGCUUUCUGAUGGCUUCUUGUGGUCAGGACAACAAAAUUAAUUUUUGGAUUAUGUCUUGUAAAGAGCCAGCAGACUGUGACCUCAGAAUGAAAUGCUCAUUAAACCGGCACACAGCUCCUGUUUUGUCAUGCUGUUUUUCACCAGAUGGGCAGAUCUUAGUUUCUGGGUCUGUUGACAAAUCUAUAAUCAUUUGGAAUUCGAACAGUGGAGCACCGCUUUAUACACUGACACAGCAUGAACGGUAUGUGACGGCUUGUGCAUUUGCACGUGAUCUCCCCCUAAUUGCAACUGGCUCUAUGGAUAAAACUGUGCACAUUUGGAAAAUUGGAUUUAAGGACAAUUCUGAUAAUGAAUUAUCGGGGAAACUUAGACGUUCUGUUCAGCACUGGUCAGAAGAUGAGGUCUCUCGUUGGCUUUCAGGAGAAGAGCUGCAAGAUUUAAUCGAUGCUUUCAAAUCGAACAACAUUGAUGGUCAGGAAUUGUUGAGUCUUACUACAGAAAACCUUCAGAACGAUUUGAAAGUUGAGUCAUUUGGACUGCGUAACAAAGUAAUGCGAAAAAUUGAGGAACUAAAAGCCAAAAUGGAAUCUGUGUGUGUUGAAGUACCAGAUGAAUUCCUCUGUCCAAUAUCACGGGAGAUCAUGACCAAUCCAGUGAUUGCUUCAGAUGGCUAUUCUUAUGAGAGAGAAGCAAUUGAGAGCUGGAUUAAUACUAAAAAACGUACAAGUCCAAUGACAAAUAAGCCAUUGGAAACAUCGUUAAUAACACCCAACAGAACCCUUAAAAUGGCUAUUGACCGUUGGAUAGAAGGCCGACAAGUAUUACGAAUGCCAGCAAACCAAGGAUGCAAUUAAAUCUUCGGACUUGUAAAGUGGCUACUUGUAUAAAGAGAAGAAAACGCAGAAACACACUUCAACAGAUGCUUAGGAAAAAAGCAUUGCAAAUAGGCUACAAAAAACCUCGCAAGAAUUUUAACAAGCAGUACAUUGGACAAACUGGCCGAAAACUAGCCACAAAAAGACAUGACUCUCUAUCACUAGUAUCCUACAUAAAGAGGAGGAAGGACACCAGUUCGAAUGGGACAACACAUCCAUCCGAAGACAAGCCAAACAGCGAGAUGCAUGAAAAUUCCUAGAAGCAUGGCAUUCAGAUUUCUAUCAACAAUUUGGACACCACCUACCUCCCUCUAAGAAAAAGAACAGGAAAUGACAAUCGCCAACCCAAGGAAAUCUAAAUGCAUAAAUAGAAAGCAGGACAUACAUCACCUCUUCACUAGAGGCUCACUGAUAAUGUUACCUAGUGACAAAAUGUCUAAAAACUAACCCCUCCAGCUCAGCAAGCAAAUUCAUCCAGAGCAAAACAAAAUAAUUAAAAUCCUAAGAAUUGCAAAUGUGCUAAACCAAAAACCAUAAGGCUAUGUUAUGAAGCCCAGUGACUUGGACUUGCAAACUGAAAAACUUUAAGAGUCAAACGGUUGAACACAAAUUCAAGCUAAUUAAAAGCAAAUUUCAGGAUUCUGUUAGAAAAAUUAUUUAUAUCCAGAUUAACAAAGGGAAUAGAUUUUCAAAAAUAUUAGAUUUAAAAUUCUGGAAACCUAACAAAUAAUUUUGAGAACUGAGGUUCUUUUUGGAGGGUAGCUAGGAAUGUGCUAAAUAAUUACAGCAGACAAGCUCUCUUAUAAAAUGGGUAGCACAAAUUUGGUUAUCUAAGAUCUGUAGUUUAGUAUAUACUAUAUGCUUUACUUGCACAAUUAUGCUGAAUUAUUAUUUCAAUAUAAAGAAAUUAAAAGCUGGAAAACCAGAUUUCCAUACAAAUUGAUGUCACUGGUGUCAAGGAUCUGUUGGCUAAUAAACUGAUUUCCAGUUCUAAAAUAAGCAUUCAGGAUUCUUACAGAGACAGUGGUUCUAGUUUUGCACCAAAACAGAUGACAGAUCUAGGAAAGACCUUGGUGGUUAGGAUAACCAUUUCCAAACUCUAAAUAUUUGCAUUUUCUUUAAAUUCUGACAGAAUCUAAAAAAACAUUCCUUCUCUCGCAAUAUCAAAGCAAGAAAGAUGGGAGAUCAGGAGAAGCAAAGAAUAGCCACUUGAAUUCCACAGUGCUAUGAUUUUUCAGAAAGUAUAAAAUUCUACUGAAGCAUAAGCAAGGUUAAAAGUGAAACUGUAAGCUUAAGGCAGGGUAAUUCUAAUAGAUAUAUAAAUACUAUACUGAUGCAUUUUAUAAGAUGGCUGUAAAUGAAAAAAAUUUAUUUGGAGAAAAAUACAUCCAGCAGUUUAGCUCAAACAAGAGUGCGACUGAAGAAAGCGAUUCCAGUGAAGAGAAGCAUUUGAGAGCUAAACAGAGGAUUCAACAAAUCCAACCUUGAAGGACUACAUACAUUUGAACCCAGUGAAUCUGUAGGUUUUAAGCUGUUAAGAUGACAUGCAAACUGUAAAUACGGUCUUGCUAAGCCAUUUACAUCCGAGCAUUUAUCAUACAGUAGUUAUGGCAAAUUGAGAGAAUCCAGCUUUAUUGAAGAAUAAUGUAAAUUAUAUUUGUAUAAUUUUGCAUCAAUGAAACCUCUGACUCAACCUUUUUGUCAAUAAUUAAAGGUAAACUCU
Messenger RNA from Hemiscyllium ocellatum (epaulette shark), 3407 nucleotides. RefSeq names its product WD repeat, sterile alpha motif and U-box domain containing 1 (gene wdsub1). Gene Ontology annotation, biological process: protein ubiquitination. Lineage: Eukaryota; Metazoa; Chordata; Chondrichthyes; Orectolobiformes; Hemiscylliidae. Gene Ontology annotation, molecular function: ubiquitin-protein transferase activity; protein binding. The record is from RefSeq and is a predicted model, not a curated record. Bases 197 to 1663 code for a protein of 488 amino acids. The transcript is spliced from 12 exons.